Closterium sp. Naga37s-1 is the source of this 2750-nucleotide messenger RNA. The record is from the annotation of a GenBank genome assembly. NCBI's taxonomy places the organism in Eukaryota, Viridiplantae, Streptophyta, Zygnematophyceae, Desmidiales, Closteriaceae.
UGCCGACGCUGCAGGAGUGCCAGAAGGUGUGGAAGCAGAAUUUCACCGACUGGGCUGCUGGGUCGGACUGCAACAACGCAUCGCACCUCACGUGCGACGACAACGGCAUGGUCACGUCCAUGAGAUUUCCGGAAGGAUACUUCCUUGGCGGCCCUCUGCCAGCCUCCAUUGGGAGACUCGUUCAAAUCAACGACCUCUUUCUCACUGGUGCGAACCUCACAGGCACCAUUCCCACCACCAUAGGCCUGCUUGCGCGCCUUAAGUCCCUCCAGCUGAACGACAACAAUUUUACAGGAUCCAUACCACCCACCAUAACCCGCAUCACUGGCCUAAUAUACCUAGACCUAUCCAAGAACCAUCUAACAGGAGGCAUCCCCCGGCAAAUAGGCCAGCUAUCGCUUCUCAUUUCUUUAAAGCUCGAGAUGAAUAAUUUAACAGGAGGCAUCCCCACCUCCACUGUCAGCCUUGCGAGCCUAGAAGAGCUUAAACUGUCAGGAAACCAGCUAAGGGGUGCCAUUCCAUGGACUAUCGGGAACCUCAACGCCCUCACUCUACUAGAACUUGCGAAGAACAACCUGACGGGCAGUAUUCCUUUGAGCGUGUCCAGCCUCGAGAACCUCGAGAGCCUAUCGCUGCAGGGCAACCAGCUGAUAGGCCCUAUCCCUGCGGGCAUUGGCCAGCUGCAUAAUCUCCAGCGCCUGAACGUGUCCUUAAACAGGCUUACAGGCGGGUUGCCUCGCACCCUUGGCUUGCUCACGGAUCUCACAGGACUCUAUGUAUUCAGCAACAGCAUUGGGGGUGGUAUCCCUCCCGCGUUGGGGUCUCUCACCUCUCUCAUUACUCUGGACGCACACAGCAACAAUCUCACAGGACCAAUCCCUGCCAGCCUGGGGGACAUUGGAGCCCUCGUCGCUCUAGAUCUUCACGGCAACAGUCUGACAGGAGGCAUUCCGGCAACCAUCACAAAGCUCAGAUUCUUGGAAUCCCUGGACCUGAGCUUCAACAAGCUGGUGGGCCCCAUUCCGCCCAACAUCAGCGACUCUCUCACUAGUCUAGUGGUGGCGGUCAACAAGCUCUCAAGCAGUGUGCCGGACUCCCUCAGCCUGCUCAAAAGUCUCAACACCAUAGACAUCUCGAGGAACAGCAUCACGGGGAUUCUCCCCCCUGGCCUGGGCGCUCUCACCGCCCUCAACAACCUCACGUACGACUUGGCGCUGAUCAAGUGUCCCAGCUACCCACAGAACGACUGUGCCACGCAGCAGAACCCUCUCAGCACCUUCUGCAAGCAGUGCGGUGGCUUCUGCUCCGGCUGCCUCUCCAAACACCCUCCCCCACCUACCUACCCUCCACCUCCACCAAUUGCACCCCCUCCUCCGCCUCCCCCUUCCCUCUCUCCUCCCCCUCCACCUCUCCCUCCCUCUCCCCCCCCUCCCUCUCCGUCUCCUCCCCCCGCGCCCCCUCCGCCCUCGCCACCCCCACCUCCUGUGCCUGAGGCGGCUGCGGGGUUGUCAGCAGGAGCGGUGGUGGGGAUAUCGGUGGCAGCAGCGGUGGCCGUGCUGGGCUGUGGCUGCUUGGGCUUUGUUCUCAUCGCCCUCUUUAGGACCAAGAAGUCACGAGGAGCAUCAACGAUGCGCACGCCCAGCAGUGCGGUGCCGCAGGUGUGUCUGCAGUACUCCCUGGAAGAAGUCACUCGAGCCACGUCUGACUGGGCAGCGGCCAACAAGAUCGGCAGCGGGGGCUUUGGGGACGUGUACCGCGGCGUCGACCCGUACAACCCGGCCAUUCCCUGGGCUGUCAAGCGCGCCCGCGUGCUCACUAACGACUUCCGACGAGAGGUAAACGAGAUGGCAACAAAGCACCACCCGAACCUGGUGCGGCUGCUGGGGUUCUGCAUAGACGGCGAUGCGGCAUCGGAGAACAUAGAGCAGAUCGUCAUCUACGAGUUCAUGGUCAAUGGGGACCUCUCCAAGAGGCUCAAUGCUGAGGACCCGUUGACGUUGAAGCAGCGGUUGGAGAUUCUCAUCGGAGUGGCGCGCGGGUUGGAGUAUCUCCACAGCUUUGGCAUCGUGCAUCGUGACAUCAAGCCCGCCAAUAUCCUGCUGGAUAGCAACAUGCAGUCGAAGAUAGCAGACUUUGGGCUGGUGAGGAUGGGCGAGGGUACGCAGCUGCACUCCACGCGAGUGCUGGGCACACCGGGCUAUGUGGACCCUGCAUACUCUCAGUCUCAGAAGGCCCCCACCACCGCUGACGUGCACAGUUUCGGCGUGCUGGCCCUGGAGCUGUUAACCAACCGGCACGCAGUGUUCAUGCUGGAGGGUGGGCAGCAGGUGAACGUCAAAGAGUGGACGGCCAAGAAGCUCGCAAGCAGCCGCAUCGCAGACAUCUGCGACCCGCGCAUCGCAGCCCCCGACGCCCUCGUGCGGCGCCUCGCAGAGCUCGCCAUCUCCUGCACCACCAUGCCCACCGCCUCCCGUCCCACCAUGGGCAAGGUUGCGAGCGAGCUCGAGGCGCUCAAGGACGAGUUUGUCGGGCAGGAGGUGAACCGGGCGGCGCGAAAUAUCGACGAGCAGAUUCACUCGGCGUCGCAGCUGCACCGGCCUCUGGAUGAGGAGUUGGAUAGGAUUUCUAAUAUGACUCCGAGUAGCGGGCCGGGGAGCACGAUGCGGGAAGGGAGUGGGAUCGUGCCGGUUAGUGGCAGCACGCAUGACGAGGAGCCGCUGACGGCGAAUGUCUCGCAUGCUGCUGGGUGA